Manduca sexta (tobacco hornworm) is the source of this 783-nucleotide messenger RNA. RefSeq names its product NPC intracellular cholesterol transporter 2. The transcript is spliced from 5 exons. NCBI's taxonomy places the organism in Eukaryota, Metazoa, Arthropoda, Insecta, Lepidoptera, Sphingidae. The record is from RefSeq and is a predicted model, not a curated record. Bases 265 to 738 code for a protein of 157 amino acids.
GAGAAGUCAAUCGAUAUCAGGUAUCAAUCUUGCAAUAUGAUAGAAUGGCUAUUGGGUCGACAAGACUUAUAACGAAAAAUAGUUUUUUAAUCAUAUAUAAUUAAUUACCUUUUUUCCGAUGCAAUUGCUUGUCACUGAUUAUCAAGUGUCGAUAAUCACGUACCUAAGUAUGUACACAUGCCCGUGUUGUUAAUGUUCUUAUAAAAAUUGUAGUACUGAGUAGCUAAAUUUCUCCACGAUGAGACUCAUAAUUAUUUUAUACAAAUGGGUAAAAAAUUACAAGUGUUCUUAUUGUUGCAAUUGGCCAUAAUGACCAUACUUGCGUCUGUUGUUUUUGAAGAUUGUGGAUCUGUUUACGAACUUUAUGCAGUCAAUAUCGCAGGAUGUGGUUCUCGUUUGCCUUGUUACAUCACCUUAGGUGAAGAUGUUUUGGUCCGAUUGGAAUUUCAUGCCGAUUUUUUAUCAAGGAAGUUAGACCAGGACGUGGUUAUAAAAAUAAAUCAUAUUAAUUUAAAAACUCCUGUAACACCAGAAUUAUGUGAAAUCGUCGAUUGUCCUGUUAGCACGAAAUACGUGACAUCAUUCACCAGCAUAAUGACAGUACCGACGAACAUGGCCUUGAAUCAACGUGGUUAUCUGCGAUGGAGGAUUUAUAAUGAAAAUGAAGUAUUGGUUUUGUGCUAUUCCGUUUUAGUGCAAACGCAAAGUCCAAUACAAAAGUUUCUUUUUCAAAAAUAGACUAUAAUAUUGGUCCUGAAUAUAGAAAAAUUAAUUAACUGCAAA